Messenger RNA from Fonsecaea multimorphosa CBS 102226, 924 nucleotides. RefSeq lists its product as uncharacterized. Lineage: Eukaryota; Fungi; Ascomycota; Eurotiomycetes; Chaetothyriales; Herpotrichiellaceae. Bases 1 to 924 code for a protein of 307 amino acids. The record is from RefSeq and is a predicted model, not a curated record. The transcript has a single exon.
AUGUCCGGUCUGAGUCUGAACCCACCGACCAACGCCGAUCCCACUGUCAUGGCCGACGUCGACACCUCGGCUUUCCGCUUCAACAUCUCGACGCCCUCGUGUAAGCGGAAACGUCCGUUGGAUCAUCCGGAGGACGAUGGCCGCUUCGUGGUGCGUGACGCCAAAAGACGGUCCACCUCGACACAUUGUCUGCCCAUCCGCUUAUCGCCCUCUUCGCGCCCACAUGUCUCGGUCCCUCCCGCUUCUUACUCCCUCUUCACUUCAAUAUACCAGCAACCUCCGACUCCGGUGGACACUUCGGAUGACGACGAAAGCUCCGGCCAGUCAGUCAACGGAGCAGAAGGCCAGUGGCCGCUCGCAAACAAUGACUCACAGCUGGGCAGCGACAGACGCACGGCGUCAACCAAGUCCCAAUUCAGCGAUCCCGUCGAUGUCGAAAUGGAUCUUACCAUGGCUCCUCCGGCCACCCAGCCGAGGAUACGACGUGCUCGGUCGAACGAUAUUGUCCCUCCUGAACGUGACCCCAAUUUUCUGAGUGCUAUGGAUACGUUUGCUCGAGAAAGAGUGCCAACGCCCAUCAGUGGUCAUUUCGACAACCGCGUCAAUGAUCUCCCCAACGUCCCGCGCCAUCAUUUUCCACCGCUACGCACGAAUCUCAGCCCGAUGAUCGAGCAGGAGUCGUGGAUCACUCGAGACGGUCUGCCGAGUCCCGUCGAGGACCAGGAUAUGGACACCGCAAUGAUGAUUGAUCGGGAUGAGUUUGCCACUCAAGUGCAGUCUCCUUCUGGAAAAUACGGGAUGGAUGGAAAUUCGAGUCCUUCAGGUCGAACGAGGUCAGCGAGACUUCAUAUGGGGUAUCUCAAUGAUUGUGAGAAAUGCAUUCAGAAGGUGCCGGGCCACUACAGCCAUAUUAUAUGGACUUGA